AUGGCCGAGUCUCCUGCACCCGGCGCGUUUGCCUUUGCCAACACUAUCGUGGUGCCCAGAGUGGAAGGCCAAACUUCGGAUCUGCUGACCAUCGGAGUUGUUGACCGCCCGCGCCUCAAACUCCCGCAUACCAAAAGCCGGCGAGGGUGUCUUGCGCGUAAACGUCGAAGAGUCAAGCUUGCCCGUGUUCGGAAUCCCGUUCUCUCUCAGAACCAGGAUCGAAUGGAUACGGAGCCUCAGAUCAGCCUCCUGCAGCUUGAGCUGUUUCAUCACUGGGGUAAACAGACCAUGUCCACUCUGACUUUUCCCCAAGUGUGGCCCGCCAAAGACUUUGUCAUGUCUGCCAUCCUAUGCGUCGCCGCCAUGCAUCUCACCACUCUGUGUUCGCAGAACCACAAAUACUCGCGUGCAUCAAUGCAGCUAACGGCCAGAACAGUCCGCCUGUUUCGCGAAACCCUAUCUCGACCCAUCACAAGAGAUAAUUGCGAGGCCCUCAUGGGCACAGCCCUGCUUGUCAACUACAUGUCAUGGUCCGACCUCGGCUUUCUAGACAGCCCCGUGAAUGGUGAGUCCACAGCCGGGCUGGAUCUCGCUCAUAAUCUGCUCUUUCUGCUCAGCCCUGGCAACAUCCAGGCCAUUCCGGUCUUCUUCGACGAGGGAGGCGCCUUUGCCGAGAUGAUCCAUCAGAACCCUAGGGUCAGCAUUGAGCAUGAAUUGACCGAAUGCGGCGAGGAUACAACACGCUUCGUGGAGCCGCUAAUGUGGAUGUGGGAUGACCUGUGCUGCCAGAGCCCGCGUCCUGUGGCUGUCGAGACGGUUCCUCGUGGACCUCCACCACAUGCCUGGCGACUGCUUCUUGGUCUGGAGCGGGAGCUGGUACUAGUUCGCUCUGCACCGCGCACAACCGGCACCACGCCAAAAACAGCAAUCACAAACGUUACUACAGACCACGCCUCGACUGGACGACUGCAGAUAUCGGCCGCAUCGUCUUCAGAAGCGACGCAAUCAAUGCGUCUGUUCUUCCAACGCAUUAUGUGUCGUGUGUCGCCGCUCUUCUCUUGCGCAAAUCUCAAGUCGGCAGGCAGUACAGUCGCCAAAUCAGCCGUGUUGCAGGUUGAAGAGGCCAUCGAGCAGCUAUCAUAUGGGUUUCCAAUCCUUUGCUGCGCGCCGUUAUUGAAGCUAUUGACGCUGAGAGACUCGAGGGCGCUUGUGGGUCUCGUCCACUUCUAUGGCGCAGCACACAACUUGUUAAUAUCCGAAAGAUGUUGGAGCACCUUCAGGGAAGAGCGAAUUGCCGAGGAGUUGAACCUUGGAAGGCUUGAUGCAUACUUAAUUAUCUAG
Messenger RNA from Microdochium trichocladiopsis, 1341 nucleotides. RefSeq lists its product as uncharacterized. The coding region runs from base 1 to 1341 and encodes 446 amino acids. Gene Ontology annotation, molecular function: DNA-binding transcription factor activity, RNA polymerase II-specific. Lineage: Eukaryota; Fungi; Ascomycota; Sordariomycetes; Xylariales; Microdochiaceae. The record is from RefSeq and is a predicted model, not a curated record. The transcript is spliced from 6 exons. Gene Ontology annotation, biological process: regulation of transcription by RNA polymerase II.